Molecule: messenger RNA, 2190 nt
Organism: Daktulosphaira vitifoliae (grape phylloxera)
Lineage: Eukaryota; Metazoa; Arthropoda; Insecta; Hemiptera; Phylloxeridae
Product: sphingomyelin synthase-related protein 1-like
Exons: 7
Coding region: 201-1625 (474 amino acids)
Biological process (GO): ceramide biosynthetic process
Cellular component (GO): endoplasmic reticulum membrane; Golgi membrane
Molecular function (GO): protein binding; ceramide cholinephosphotransferase activity; sphingomyelin synthase activity
Source: RefSeq, a predicted model, not a curated record
UACGAAGUUAGUUCUGACAUAGUAAUGUUGUGUAUUGUUGGUAUGUUACUUUAACUAAAAUUUUAGUGAUUGCAUUAAUCGGCAAUAUUUUUACUACUCUUAAUGAAAAUUUUUUAUUUUAGUUUUUAAUAAAAUUCAUUUAUUACUAUAAGUAAAGUUUUUGAAUUUAAUAAUGAUAAACUAGUAGGCACUUAAAAAAAAUGGAUUCGGUGAUCAAUUGGACAUCUCAAGCAGUGUCCCAUUGGCUUCAUAAAAAGGGUCAUGGUAAAUAUUCUCAUCUACUAACAGAAGAACAUUGUAUUGAUGGCCGAGCUUUGUUAUUAAUAAAUGAAACUGAUUUAAAAUCUCCUCCUCUUAGUAUUAAAGUUUUAGGAGAUAUUAAACGUCUUAUGUUAGAUAUUCGACAGUUAAAAGUUGAAAAUCGACAAUCUCUAAUACAGCUUGGAUAUGAUCCUAUAUCGCUACUUUCUAAACCGAUUUGUAGUACAAAUGUUUAUGGUACUCACUUCCGUCCAGAUGGAUUUAAUUUAUAUGAUGAUAUUCAUAUGAAUCAUGGAUCAGAUGUUACAGCGACAUCUUCACAUAGUUCCGAAUUUGAAGAAGAUAGACGUUUAAAGCCAGAGGUAUGGAAAGCUCUUAUUGCAAUGACCUAUCUUUUCACGGUCACUUGGAUAACAGCUUUUGUGAUGGUAAUUGUACAUGAUCGUGUACCUGAUAUGAAAAAGUAUCCACCUCUUCCCGAUAUAUUUCUUGAUAAUGUUCCUUAUAUAUCCUGGGCGUUUCAUAUGUGCGAAUUGACUGGUACUGUUUUGUGUUUCAUUUGGUUAACAGUUCUACUCUUCCAUAAACAUCGCUUUAUUUUAUUGCGACGUUUUUUUGCUCUUUCUGGAACAGUCUUUUUAUUACGAUGUAUUACUAUGAUAAUAACAUCCUUGUCUGUACCAGGAACUCACCUAGAAUGUACUCCUCGUACCAAACCAGCAUAUUUAGAAGAAGGUAACUUUUUUGGUGAAAUGAUUUAUAAAAUGCAGCAAGCUUAUGUGAUUUGGAGAGGAGCAGGCAUGUCAAUUCAAGGGGUCCGUACUUGUGGAGAUUAUAUGUUCAGUGGACACACUGUUGCACUGACUAUGUUAAAUUUUUUUAUAACGGAAUACACUCCAAGAGACAUAUAUCUGCUGCAUACAUUUAGUUGGCUAUUAAAUAUGUUUGGUAUUUUUUUUAUAUUGUCUGGCCAUGAACAUUACUCUAUAGAUGUCUUCAUUGCAUUUUAUAUUACAUCUCGACUAUUUUUGUACUAUCAUACAUUGGCUAACAACCAACUUUUAAACAAUAAUGUGGAUUCCUGUCGCACGCGGAUCUGGUUCCCACUAUUCAGUUUUUUUGAGUCAUCGUGUAACUGUAUGGUGCCUAAUGAAUAUGAAUCACUUUCAGAAAUAGCAGAAAAUUUAGCAUGUUUAGUAUAUAACAAUUAUUUAAUUAUAAAGUCUACUAUUAAAACUCAAAUUUUAUUAUUACGUGCAUUACCUUCCAAUCAGUUUAAUAAAAUAAGUUCUUCUGCAUUAGGAAUUACAAAUGUAAUUAGUAAAUCUAAUGUGUCUCACGUCACUGACUUAAAAAAAGAAUAAUUAUUUAAAACAUUGUUAAAAAUUGAAAAAGGUUAUUUAAUUCAGAUUUAUUACAACACUUAUGUCCAUAUGUUUGUAUUAUUAUAAUUACUAAGAAAUUAAUGUGAUAAAUUAAGAAAUUUAAAUUAAUUUUUGACUGAUGUUAUAGAUUUAUUUUUAAUACUAUGAACCAAAAAUUUUAAUUUUUAUCAAUCAUUAUUUAUAUAAAAAAAAUAGUAAUUUUCAAGUAUCAUUUCUUUUACAUUUAGGCCACUGGAAAAACAAAAAAGAGAAAUACCUAUCUUAAAUAAAUUUAAAUUGUGUUUUAAGUCAUACCGAACAAAAUAUGUUAAUUAACUAUAAUGUUAAAGUAAUGAAUGUUUGUCUUCCUAUUGGCAAAAUUGUUUUCCUAGUCUUUAUUAUUUAUUAUUGAAUAACUAUUUAUUCUAUUUAUUAUUAUUAUUUUUAUAUCAGAUUGUUACUUUUUUCUUUGUUUAUAUCAAAGAUGUGUUACAUAAUUUUUAUACUAUACAAAAUUUAAUGGUGUUUUAAAUCAGAGUAUUAAAAUCUUUAUAAGUGAUAGUUA